AUGGGUUUUCACUUCUUGUUCUUUUGGAAAAAUAAUCUACUGUUGAAGGUAAGAGAAAAAAAUGGACUGUGUGAUUUUACAAGAGGGAGGUGGGUUUAUGAUGAGAGCUAUCCUUUGUAUCAACCAUUUGUGUUUCCUUUGAUAGAUGAAGGUUUUAAUUGUCAGGGCAAUGGGAAAUUAGAUAAAGAUUACAUGAAGUGGAGAUGGCAACCCCAAGAUUGUGAAAUUCCAAGGUUUAACGCAACAAAGAUGCUGGAGCUAAUAAGAGGGAAGAGACUAGUUUUUGUGGGUGAUUCAAUCAACAGAAAUCAAUGGGAAUCCAUGUUGUGCAUGUCAAUGGGAGCAAUAAAAGAUUCAAACAAGGUCUAUGUGACUCACAGGCGCAGAAUCACCAAAGAAAAGGGAAAUUACAGUUUCAGAUUUGUGUAAUUCUACUUAUCACAGGGUUACAAGUGUACUGUUGAAUAUUAUGUGAGCCAUUUCUUAGUUCAUGAAAGCAACGCAAGAGUAGGGCAGAAGAGGAAGCAAAUCUUGAGAAUUGAUGCAGUUGAUCAUGGCUCAUCUAGAUGGAGAGGAGCUGAUAUUUUGAUAUUCAACACUGCACAUUGGUGGUCUCCAAUUUUUAACAUGAGCAACUAACUUACCUUAAUUCAUUAUCAAUUGUUUCAGGUUGAUCUUGAUCCUUAUGGUUCUCCCUCCGUCUUCUUGGAUUCUGCGAUUCAAGCUGUUGCUGAUGGAGGCAUGCUCAUGUGUACCGCAACGGAUAUGCCAGUACUAUGUGCUGGUAAUGGGGAGGUUUGUUAUUCAAAAUAUGGUUCCUAUUAAUUGAAAGGGAAAUAUUGCCAUGAAAUGGCCCUAAGGGUCCUCUUAGCCUGCAUUGAGGUGUUAUUAUGUUCUUGAUUAUACCUCCUGGUUUGGAUGAAGCUAUUGCGAUUUCUAAGGUGAUACAAUUUCUCGAAUCACCAGAAUAUAACAUGUUUACUUGUAUCGUCUUUGAUACUGCACCCACGGGCCAUACCUUGCGACUUUUAUCCUUGCCAGACUUCUUGGAUGCAUCAAUUGGCAAGAUAUUGAAGUCAGACAAAUUAGAGAAAUUAUGGGAGAGGAUGAUUAAAGUGCAUGAGCUUUUUCGUGAUACCGAUUCCACAGAAUUUGUCAUAGUAACAAUACCCACGGUAAGAGUUUUGUGCUUUUAUGUGAAUUAUUCUUUUUCCUAUCUGUGUAAUUUACACCAUUUUGAAAUACUUAGAAGGAGCCCAGUUACUUGAGCCUUUGUGGUAGAGACCACUUACUUGAGCCUUCUUUUUGACUUGUUGGGGAAGUGUAGGUUCACCAUAUGCCGAUGGAAACAUUGGCUAGAGACUGAAUUGUAAUCAAUGGGCAAUUGGGGCUGGCUUUUCCAAUUGCUAUUUGUUUGGAUAGUAAGAUCACAUCUUUUGAAGAUAUGAUCACUUAUUCUUUUUUCCAUUGUGGUUUAUGUCUACUCUCUAUUCUAGUUUUGUUGCUUGCUGCAGUUACUUUUAAAGUCAGUGCAAGAGAAUGAUAACUAUGCUGCAAUGAGAGAAAAGCCCAAAGAUUCUCCAAGUGGAAGCAUAGCAAGAGCUUAAGUUGCAUCGGGUCAAACUAAGGUAAAACAUCUUUACUGUUUGUUUCAUAGAUGCUAGUUUCUUAAUUCUGUUGCUCUUUUGAUUCUUGAUUCUUGAUUCUUGAUUUUUUUUACUCUAUUGUUGUUUCAGGGGUAAACCUAUUCCUCCUUGUAACAUUACAUUACUCAUCAUUCAAAGUAAAUCCAUUACUUACUAGUCUUGUGUUUGAUAAUAUUGUACGGUUGCUAGGGACAUAACACAUUCUAGCAGAUAUCUAAUUGUAUGUUUUAUGGGUUGAUUGAAACUGUAGGUCUGGUACUUUCAUAUGGUAUUGCUGGUAGAAGAGAAAAGGGGAGCAGGGGUAGAAGCUCGAGAGCUCAAGAAAGAUGAUGAAGUGUGGCUGGUCGGGAGAUCAAUUUAGAGCACCAGAUGAUCUGGUAUUUUCAGAUAUAGGAUUUAACUUGUAGAGUUAUAGUUUGAUUGAUUGAUGUAAUGAGAUCUGGAUACUUGUACAUUUUCAAAUGAAAUUAAUUAUAAUGAUAAUUUGAUUGAA
Messenger RNA from Rosa chinensis, 2139 nucleotides. RefSeq names its product protein trichome birefringence-like 6. Gene Ontology annotation, cellular component: Golgi apparatus. Gene Ontology annotation, molecular function: O-acetyltransferase activity. The record is from RefSeq and is a predicted model, not a curated record. NCBI's taxonomy places the organism in Eukaryota, Viridiplantae, Streptophyta, Magnoliopsida, Rosales, Rosaceae.